AGGAAGCUACUGCCGGGGCGAGCUGGGCUGGGAGGGGUCUUGGGCCAGGGCUGGGGCUGAGGCUGGGCCCGGGGCGUACCGAAACCCUGGGAGCAGGCGGAGCCGAGCUGGAAAUGGGGCGCAGUGAGGCGGGGAUCCGACCCUGAGUUCAUCCUGCUCAGGGGGUGCCAGAAGCGGAAGAGUGAAGUCAGGGUUCGGUGGGCGGAAGAGAGAGAGCCUGGGCUGAGGUGAGGCCCAUGAGCAGGAAAUGAGAGAAGAAGCUGGUACCCGAGGGAGCUUAGGGACGGGACACAUUUUUAAAAUGUCAGGCUGUUGCAUUUUGUCCAAUUACUCUUAACUUGGUUGUUCUUUCGGGAGCAACCCCAAGCCCUCCCACUGCCCCACACCACAAUGCAUUGCCUGAUUCCCUCAGGUCCCUGUGGUGCCCGAAUUCCUUUUUGUCCAGCCCCUGACUCCUGCCAUUGUGGCUGCUGCUUUUAAUUAGAAAUGCCUCACACAAGUGAAGGUGUCUGGCCACUUAGUCAACUGCGCAGUAUUCUCUAUCAUUUUGUUUCAAAAAUCUUUGAAUCUUGGUACAAUGUUUUUAUUUGUCUUCUUAAGGGCAAAGAGGAUGGGAGGAGGGGAAGAAAACCUCUAAUCUUUGGUGUAACUCCAAGAAUGAAAUCACACUUGAUUCAAACAUUUUCUUGACAGACAUGGCCACCUACCACCCAGAUGGACACAUGCAGCUGCCCCGAGCUGAUGCCAUUCGUUCUCGGCUCAUAGAUACUUUCUCGCUCAUCGAACAUCUGCAAGGCUUGAGCCAAGCUGUGCCACGGCACACUAUCCGGGAGAUACUUGAUUCUUCUCAUCAGAAGAAACUUAUGCUGGGAGAUCAACACCAGCUCGUGAGCUUCUCCAUAAAGCCUCGUCAUGUAGAACGGAUUACACAUGGCCAGAGACUGAUGAGCAGGCUUCGAGUGCGCUGCAGUCGUCUGCCACCUCUUUCUUUGUGGGCUGGAUGGGUCCUUGAGCGUCCUCUCUUCACAAACUUCAUCAUCUUCCUCAUCUUUUUGAAUACAAUCGUCCUUAUGGUUGAAAUAGAAUUGCUCGAAUCCUCAAAUAUCAAACUGUUGCCACUGAAGCUGAGUCUGGAGGUGGCAGCUUGGUUCAUCUUGCUUAUUUUCAUCUUGGAAAUCCUUCUUAUGUGGCUAUCCAGUUUUUUCCUCUUCUGGAAGAAUGCCUGGAAUGUCUUUGACUUUGUUGUCACCGUAUUGUCCCUGCUUCCUGAGGUUGUGGUGCUGGUAGGAGUAAAAGGCGAGUCUGUAUGGCUCCAGUUGCUGAGGAUCUGCCGGGUGCUAAGGUCUCUCAAACUCUUUGCACGAUUUCGUCAAAUUCGAGUCAUUAUUUUGGCCCUGGUCAGGUCCCUCAAGAGCAUGACCUUCCUCUUGUUGUUGCUGAUCAUCUUCUUCUACAUUUUUGCUGUGACCGGUGUCUACUUCUUCGAGAAUUACACCCGUUCAACUCGCCAGGACCUGAAGUACCACGUGUUCUUCUCGGACUUGCCGAAUUCCCUAGUGACAGUAUUCAUUCUCUUCACCAUGGAUCAUUGGUAUGCACUGCUUCAGGAUACCUGGCUGGUGCCUGAAGUUAGCCGCACCUUCAGCAGCAUCUAUGUCAUCCUUUCGUUGUUACUUGGUUCCAUCAUCUUUCGAAAUAUCAUAGUAGCCAUGAUGGUUACUAACUUUCAGAAUAUCAGGAAUGAGCUGAAUGAGGAGAUGACACACCUGGAGGUUCAGCACAAAGCUGACAUGUUCAAGCGGCAGAUUAUCCAGAGAAGACAAAACCUGUCGCCUGAGGCAUUGAGGUCAAGCGUUAGCAAAAUAGAUACCAGUCAACAAGCAGAAUCUUUGGACAGAUCAGAAGUUUUUCAAGUGUCUAAAAGUGCUGUCAUUGAAGAGAAUUCAGGAAUAUAUCAGUCAAAAUCAAAACCAAAAAUGAAAAAGUCUUCAUCUUUCUCUUCCUUUUCUUCUUCCUCCUCUUCCUCAUCUUUGUCUUCCUUCUUUUCUUCUUCUUCUGAAUCCAGACGUGCGGACUCUAUUGGUAAGCAGAGGCUUCAGUAUAACCUAGAGGAACGUAAACAGUUGCAAGAAUUUGCAGUGCAAGCACUAAUGAACUUUGAAGACAAGUAAAGCUGACAAUGGAUGGCUUCAAUAUCUUUGGCAAAGGAUCACAAAGAGAAUAGUUGGAAAUGGAGAAUUCAAAGUAUAAAUGUCUAAUAAAUACUACUGAUAAUU
Molecule: messenger RNA, 2276 nt
Organism: Pteropus alecto (black flying fox)
Lineage: Eukaryota; Metazoa; Chordata; Mammalia; Chiroptera; Pteropodidae
Gene: CATSPER2
Product: cation channel sperm associated 2
Exons: 12
Coding region: 696-2171 (491 amino acids)
Biological process (GO): flagellated sperm motility; monoatomic ion transport; transmembrane transport
Cellular component (GO): membrane; CatSper complex
Molecular function (GO): calcium-activated cation channel activity
Source: RefSeq, a predicted model, not a curated record